AUGCCUUCGACCGACUCUUUGUCCGAUCCCCAGGAGUACCAGAAAAUCUUCCACUGGGCUGAAACUCAGAAGGAUGGCACGAUCCCCUCUUUCAAUACACGACGGAAUGAUCCUUACGAGUACCAAGCCGGCUUUGGCAACGCCUUCGCCUCUGAAGCAAUCCCUGGCACCAUUCCACAGGGCCAAAAUAGCCCUCGCAAUGUGAGAUUUGGUCUAUAUGCCGAGCAGAUGACUGCUACGGCUUUUGUCGCUCCGCGACACUGCAACAAGAAGGCGUGGCUCUACCGUGCCCGUCCCGCCGUCGCCCACCAAGGCUUUACCGAGCUCCCAGACAACAAGGAUACGGAGGCAAAUUUCUUGCCUCUAAACCCUCGCAUCCACGUUUCUCCCACCCAGCUAGCAUGGCAUCCGUUUGAUAUCCCCGAAUCGGGAGAAGUCGACUUUGUGUCAGGGUUGAAGACGGUCGCUGGCUCGGGCGAUCCAACUCUGCGGGAGGGUCUUGCCACGCAUGUCUAUGUUGCUAAUACUAGCAUGAAGAAAAAAGCUUUCGUCAACUCGGACGGCGAGUUCCUCAUCGUUCCCCAACAGGGUGCACUCGAUAUUCAAACCGAGUUUGGACCCAUGCUGGUGCAACCAGGUGAGCUUUGUGUCAUCCAGCGCGGUAUCCGCUUCAGUGUAAAUUUGCCGGAUGGUCCCUCUCGUGGAUACAUUCUCGAGGUCUGGGGCACACAGUUCGAACUUCCUGAGCUGGGACCUCUAGGUGCCAAUGGCCUUGCCAAUGCGCGUGACUUUUUGAGUCCGGUGGCUAGAUAUGAGAUCUCUCAGGAGCCAUGGGAAAUUAUCUACAAGCUUGGUGGCAAGUUCUUUAAAAGCACCCAAAACCAUAGCCCAUAUGAUGUAGUCGCAUGGCAUGGCAACUAUGUCCCCUAUAAAUAUGACUUAACCAAGUUUGUCAAUGUUGGUUCCAUCUCUGUGGACCACAUUGAUCCAUCUAUUUUCUGUGUGCUUACAGCGAAAUCCCGCGAUCUCACCGCGCCGCUUGCUGACUUCCUUACGUUCUCCCCUCGCUGGGAUGUCGCCUCUCACACAUACCGACCUCCUUACUACCACCGUAAUGCCGCCUCCGAGCUUAUGGGUUUGAUCUACGGUGGCUACGGUGGCCGAUCAGAUGCCUUCCAGCCUGGCAGUGUUUCAUUUGAAUGUGGCAUGGUCCCACACGGUGUCGCCUAUGAAGAGUUCAAACAAGCGACUGAAAACGAACCACCAGUGAUGCAAAUAUCGCAAGCUUCAAUCGCCUUCAUGUUCGAGUCUUGUCGUCCUUUCACGAUUACUGACUAUGCGUGGAACAGCGAGAAGAAACAUGAACAUGAGCCCAAGAUGUGGGACAACUUGGUGGAUAAUUUCUCGAAGCAUGCCAAGGAAGUCGAGGAGAUUCUGGCCCCUAAGGCAAAGGGGCUUUCUAUUUCCUGA
Penicillium salamii is the source of this 1470-nucleotide messenger RNA. The record is from the annotation of a GenBank genome assembly. Lineage: Eukaryota; Fungi; Ascomycota; Eurotiomycetes; Eurotiales; Aspergillaceae.